AUGGUUUUCGCUGGCAGUGAAACAACAGCUUCAACGAUCGCUUUCACACUGCUAAUGCUAUCCAUCCAUCAAGAUGUGCAGGACCGAGUCUAUCGCGAAAUCUCCUCCGUCUUCGACGACCUCUGCGAUCACAAUUACCUAGACCAAUCGAGCCUGUCUCGUCUGACCUACAUGGAACGUGUUUUCAAGGAAACCAUGCGACUGUUUCCCAUUGCACCUUUAGUAGGUCGCAAAGUAGAUGCCGACAUCCGGCUGGAAACCAUAACGAUUCCUGCCGGGGCAAACAUCUGCAUACCGAUCUACAAACUGCACCGCGAUCGGGCGCUUUGGGGUCCCAAUGCGGAAACAUUCGAUUCGGACAAUUUCCUACCGGAGAAGGUUGCCCAAAGGCAUCCCUAUUGCCAUAUUCCGUUUAUAGCCGGCGUACGCAACUGCGUUGGGAUACGCUACAGUAGCCAUCUGAUGAAAGUGAUGUUGGUGCACUUACUGUACAAGUUUCGUUUCUCUACCAGCUUAAAGAUAGAUGAGCUUGAGCUGAGAAUGCGCAUGGUACUGAAGAUAGGCAAUGGACGUGUGCUGGCUGUUGAACGGAGGGUGGAUCGAUUAACGAAUGGAUGA
Ochlerotatus camptorhynchus is the source of this 618-nucleotide messenger RNA. RefSeq names its product probable cytochrome P450 313a4. Gene Ontology annotation, molecular function: heme binding; monooxygenase activity; oxidoreductase activity, acting on paired donors, with incorporation or reduction of molecular oxygen. NCBI's taxonomy places the organism in Eukaryota, Metazoa, Arthropoda, Insecta, Diptera, Culicidae. The coding region runs from base 1 to 618 and encodes 205 amino acids. The record is from RefSeq and is a predicted model, not a curated record. The transcript has a single exon.